AUGAUUCCCCGAAACCUCAUCUCAGGGCUCUUUCUUUUGCCGUUCGCCGUUUCAGAGCUAAAUAUCUACGGGUAUUUGGAUCUGAAGACUCUUGCAGAUGGAUUUCAUACGACUACGGCUUGCAUCGCCGCCUUAAAUCAAACCGUCGAUUGCGACGCCAGGACUGCAGUUGCCGCAGCUGUUGCUGAUACCUACUACUGGACACUAGACAAUGUGACCACACUAUGCACUUCCCAAUGCCAACAAUCUCUCGCCUCCUGGACCUCCGCCGUGGAUGCGGCGUGUGGCAAUCGCCCUAUUGUCGAAGAUGGAAUCAUCAAGCUUGCAUCAUCCACUCCGCUUGCAUAUAAAGAGGGAUUCGAUUUGGUUUGCCUCAAAUCAGGAGACUCGUGGUGCAUGAUCGAGUCUCAGGAGUGGGAAGGAUCGGAUAUCCUCAAAUAUCCUACAGAUUACUGCUCCACUGGAGAUCCAGAGUAUGAUGGGCCGGAAUGUUUCGAGGAAGGGUUUGAUCAGUUAGCCAUUGAAGCAGGCGAUGAGCGCAUGACUUCUCUUUACGAAAAAGAUCUGCUGUGCAGCGAUUGUUUUCUGAAGAUUUUCCGCCAACGAUUGCUCUCACCGUUCCUUCUCAAGGGCGGAUAUACAUCAUACCUUGUCGAGCAAUUUCAGGAUAUGCAGUCGUAUUGUUCCACAAGCAUGCCCUACUCUACAUCCACCAGUGAAGUCUUUAUGGGAACAGCUACACGGACAAUGCCAACAGGAUCCCCCCCGCCAGCGACUACUUGCGGUGGACCCACUAUUCAGCCCACAGAUCCGCCUCUGUCGUGUGAGGCCAUCACUGAUAAAUAUAAUGUAACUACCGGAGACGUUCGUCAUAGAACCGGAAACGUUUACUGCGAGUUUUCGGAGCCGCUGUGCCUUCCAGAGCCAUGCCAAAUUGGUGUAGUUCCACUCGGAUCUACAUGCACGAGCCUUUUAGAAAAGUACUCCAGCCCGGAAUUUAAUAUUACUCUGAGCCAAUUCUUGAACUGGAAUCCCUACCUAGCUGGAUCAUGCGAUCUGCUACGCUGGCACCAGCGAGUGUGUAUAAGACCUCCAGGUGGUAGCUAUGAGAGUCAGCCCCCAGUUCACCAGCCGACAGGUGCUUCGGAAUAUUAUACUACCGCCAUCCCGCCUGCCCCCACAUCCACAGGAACAACUCCAUCAUGCGGUCGAUACUAUGAAGUUGUCGCUGGUGACCAGUGCAAUACAAUCGCUCUUCAUUUUGGGAUAACUGUCUAUGUUUUCCUUUCCUUGAAUACCCAGAUCGACGAAAGGUGUUCGAACCUGUGGAUUGCUUACGCCUACUGCUUCAAGUGCCCCCAAAAUCCACCAACGGUCUAUGUGGUCCAAAUAACAGUUACGCGACCUGUGAAGAAACGGGUUUUGGAGACUGCUGUUCGAUCAGUGGAUACUGUGAGUCCAGCCAUUUUACACUGGCCACCGUCAUCAACCCCUGAUCCUCAUUACCGGAUACUCAUGACGCUGAUUGCUUUGUUUUGUACUCAGGUGGAUCAACCAAUGACUAUUGUGGACCAGGACAUUGCUACUCAGGGAAAUGUGCUCCCAGCAACGGAACUACCGUCACCCAAGAUGGGACGUGUGGCCCUCAAUAUCAUGAUUGGAUCUGUGGUGACUCCGCUUUUGGAAAAUGCUGCUCUAUUUAUGGAUACUGCGGGAGUACGCCGGAAUUCUGCGCAGCAGGGAAUUGUCAUUCGGGUGCCUGUGAUACGAACAUUGGUGAAGCGAGUAUCGACGGUUCAUGCGGACCAAGCUUUGCAGGAAACAAGACAUGUGCCGGCACUCAAUUCGGCGCAUGUUGUAAUAUGGAGGGAUAUUGUGGAGAUGGAACCGACUACUGCUCACACGGGAGAUGCUAUUCUGGGGCGUGCCAAGGGGCCUAAGAUACAAUCAAUCGCUUUAUAUACUACGGUCCUCUAUCCAGAUUUGUGGAUAUAA
Messenger RNA from Trichophyton rubrum CBS 118892, 1995 nucleotides. RefSeq lists its product as uncharacterized. The record is from RefSeq and is a predicted model, not a curated record. The coding region runs from base 1 to 1995 and encodes 664 amino acids. NCBI's taxonomy places the organism in Eukaryota, Fungi, Ascomycota, Eurotiomycetes, Onygenales, Arthrodermataceae. The transcript is spliced from 10 exons.